UGGGUUUUCAAUAAAGAGUAAGAAUGCCGACAUCAUUCACUUCUACGCCAUCAAUUCAACUAUCCUGAUCCUCUUCUACGUUAGAACAACUUACACAAUCAAUUCAACAAUUUUGGUUAUCUUUUUCAUCAGAACAGACAUAAUCAGAAGCCUGUGGUAGCCCGUACACCUGAGGAGCGCUGGUCUGAAUGAAAGUUAACUGUUUAUCACUUUCGUCCUUUGCAGCUUCGAAUGAAUAAUCCCAGCAGUUGGGAGGUAUUUUUCAGGCGCGGCACUUGACGUAACCAAACUAAAAACCUUGGGGGCAACAUAAUGAUGUAAAUGUAUCGGAUAUCAUCGAUCAGCCAGUUUUGGAGAACAGUAUUAGAUUGCAUCAACAAAAUUUUGAGCCAAAAAUCGUUUAUCUCACAGUCCUUAUUUGCGUUGACCUGUAAUGAAACGUUUUCAGUAUGUAUUUCCUCUCGUGCUUCGUCUGCAACUAUAUCAAGGAGAGAGUCUACAACAACUUUCUUCUCUUCAAUCUCCCAGAUAGCGUAGAUGCAAGAUUUAAGCUCUUCCCAUCCGGUAAUCAUAUAAGUAUUCUAGUCGCGCUAGGACCGAUCGCAGUAGACAUCUCUUGUGGGGCGUCGAAAUUCAAUGCGCGGUAUGCUUUAGAAACAAGUACGGAAUAUUUAUGAUAUAUCGUAAUUGCUUUGUCGGUCAGAUUUAAGUUACCAAUUCUUUUCUAGAGACAACAUACGAAAUUUGCUUCGGUAAUGACAUCAAACACCUUUUCAGCA
Messenger RNA from Plasmopara halstedii, 779 nucleotides. RefSeq lists its product as uncharacterized. The transcript has a single exon. The record is from RefSeq and is a predicted model, not a curated record. The coding region runs from base 450 to 677 and encodes 75 amino acids. Lineage: Eukaryota; Oomycota; Peronosporomycetes; Peronosporales; Peronosporaceae.